This is a messenger RNA of Diatraea saccharalis (sugarcane borer), 1923 nucleotides long. The record is from the annotation of a GenBank genome assembly. NCBI's taxonomy places the organism in Eukaryota, Metazoa, Arthropoda, Insecta, Lepidoptera, Crambidae.
AUGGUCGCUAUCGGCAUCGAUUUGGGCACCACGUAUUCAUGUGUUGCUGUUUGGAAAGCAGGUAAUGUAGAGGUAUUAGCGAACGAGCAAGGUAAUAAAACGACGCCGUCUUACGUCGCAUUUACCGCGGCAGAUCGGUUAGUCGGCGAAGCGGCGAAGAGUCAGGCGCCGUUUAAUCCCGGCAACACGAUUUUUGGCGCGAAAAGGCUGAUCGGACGCCGGUACGAUGACGUAGGCGUCCAAAUGGACUUGCGUCGUUGGCCAUUUCGAGUCGUUAAUGAAAAUGGUAAGCCUUUGAUAUUUGUAGAAUAUAAGGGUGAGAAAAAGAAGUUCGCGCCAGAAGAAAUAAGUAGUAUGGUUAUUUUCAGGAUGAAACAACUGGCUGAGGCACAUUUGGGUGUCAAGGUUGAUCAAGCAGUGAUUACUGUUCCCGCUUAUUUCAACAAUGCGCAGAGGCAAGCUACCAAGGCAGCAGCAACUAUAGCGGGGCUGAAAGUGUUAAAAAUCAUUAACGAGCCGACUGCCGCGGCUUUGGCGUACGGCUUGGAUAAGAAUUUGAAAGGAGAGAAGAAUGUUUUGAUAUACGAUCUCGGCGGCGGGACUUUCGAUGUUUCCGUCUUGAGGAUUAGCGAGGGAUCCGUGUAUGAAGUAAAAUCUACGGCUUACAACACCCGGUUAGGAGGAGAAGACUUGGACAACAGAUUGGUAGCAUACUUCGCGGAGGAUUUCAAGAAUAAGUAUCAUACUGAAGUUUCUCGCAAUCCUAAAGCGAUGAGGAGGCUGAAAACAGCGUCUGAACGUGCGAAAAGGUUUCUAACAACUGCAACGGAUGCGAAUGUCUUCGUAGAGUCUCUUCACGACGGCAUAGACUAUCAGGGCCGUGUAAGCAGAGAUCUAUUUGAAGAUCUAUGCUCAGAUCUCUUUACUGAUACUCUGAAGCAUGUGGAAAAAGCACUUAAAGACGCCAGAAUUAAUAAGAGCGAUAUAAACGAUAUAAUCCUUAUAGGAGGUAGUACGAGAAUACCUAAGAUCCAAACAAUGCUGAUCGAGUAUUUCGAUGGUCAUCCGCUGACUACGGCUAUUAAUCCAGAUGAAGCGGUAGCAUUCGGUGCUGCUAUACAAGCCGCUAUGCUCAGUGGAGAACACCAUGACAAGAUCAAAGACCUGCUUCUAGUCGAUGUGGUGCCAUUGUCUUUAGGUGUGGAAACUGCAAGAGGGCUCAUGUAUAAGGUAAUAGAGAGGAAUACGACGAUUCCCUGCAAGAAUACCAAAGAUCUCACCACCCAAGAGGAUUACCAAAGGAGUAUGACGAUUGAAGUGUUCGAAGGUGAAAGGAGUCUGACCAAAGAUAAUAAUUUGCUCGGUGUUUUCGAUUUGAACGGCAUACCUCCAGCUCCAAGAGGGGUAGCGAAAGUCGACGUUACUUUCGACGUGGAUGUGAACGGAACUUUGAGUGUCACAGCACAGGACAGGAGCACUGGCAAAUCUGAGGGUAUAAUCGUGAAGAAGGAGCGUAGAAUGAAUCAACGGGAUAUCGGAAAGAUGAUAGCUGAUGCUGAGAUUUUCAGGGAAGAAGAUACAGAGAAGAAAAGAUGUUUCGAAGCGAGGAAUCAGUUGGAGAGCUACGUUUACAACGUGAAGCAAACUGUUCUGGAGAAAGGAGGUAAAUUGUCUGAGAGAGAGAAGGAGAUAAUGUUGGAAGAGUGCAAGAGUGCUAUUAGAUGGUUGGAGGCUAACGGUGAUUGUUUGAGGGAGGAAUACGAGAUGAAGAUGACUGAAUGGAUGAGGAAAUGGUCGGGGAUUAUGAAGAAAUUGUACGAUUGCAAUUGGAGUCACAGGAAUAAAAGGCAGAGAGGUGACAGCUAUCGCUCAGAGUUAAGCGAGCAGGAGAUCGCGAUUAUAGAAGAACUUCACUACGACUGA